Amyelois transitella is the source of this 3190-nucleotide messenger RNA. RefSeq lists its product as uncharacterized. Gene Ontology annotation, molecular function: protein kinase binding. The transcript has 9 exons. Bases 1 to 3075 code for a protein of 1024 amino acids. NCBI's taxonomy places the organism in Eukaryota, Metazoa, Arthropoda, Insecta, Lepidoptera, Pyralidae. The record is from RefSeq and is a predicted model, not a curated record. Gene Ontology annotation, biological process: neuromuscular junction development; positive regulation of protein tyrosine kinase activity.
AUGGCCGACGACAACACCAUCAUCGAGGGCACCGUCAAAUUCCGCGACGGAAAGAAGUGGAAGUCGCGAUGGUGCGUGAUGCGCAAGCUGUCCCCGGUGGCGGACUGCGUGCACAUGCAGCUGUACCGGGACUCGCGGGCGCGCUGGGGCGGCGCGGCCAGCAAGGCGUCGCUGUCGCUGCAGCAGUACCUGGGCUGCGAGGCCGGCUUCACGCUCGACAAGCACUCCAACACGCUGGCGCUGGUCUGCCGCGACCUGGUCGCCAUUCUCGCCUUCGAGACCCGCGAGCGGCUUAUACAAUGGCAGGUGAAGGUGAGCAGUCACCUGGGCGAGCCGCGCCACUACCUGGUGCUGGUGGGCGGCGCGGGCGGCGCGGGCGGGCGCGCGCGGCUGCCGGCGGGCCCGGCGCGGCUGCACCUGCACGCGCGGCGGUUCGCGCUCACCGCGGGCGUGCCGCCGCGGCUGCUCGGCGUCUGGGAACUGCAGCAUCUCAGGCGAUAUGGCGUGGUGGAGGGAAGGUUCUGCUUCGAGGGCGGCUCGCACUGCGGGAAGGGCGAGGGCCUGCACGUGCUGGUGACGGACCAGGCGCGCGAGCUGGCGCGCGACUUCAACCUCGCGUCGCAGGGACGCCUCUCGCCCAAGAGGAGGCCCUUUGCUACUAAGAAAACUGAAGGUGGAGAGAGUCCAAAAUCACAUAAAACUUAUAGACCUGAUACACGUCUCUCUGAAUUAAACACGGUGGAUAAUUCGUUACUGUCGGAUCGUCUAUACGAGGACCCUUGUGGCGAGGAAGCGGGCGCAAUCUCGCCGUACUGGCCGUCAGCAGAACGAAGCACUUACCAAGACCAUGGUUUGGCAGAUACGGCAUCCGUUAAUGAAACAAUAGAAGGAAUGGACACUGCUCCAUGGAAUGCAUCUGGAAAUGUAACAUUAGAAAGAUGUAUGAGUUGUAUUUCGAAAUUAGGAGCAUUGUCGCGGUCGUCGACAGCGGCGCUUACACCCGGCGCUAAACACUUCAGUCCGGCGUGGACUAUGGACGCUGUGAGUGAGAACGCGCAGCCGGAACGGAUCUCAAAUAGUGAGAUUACACUGAUUGCAGAAGAUAAGACUGAGGAGCUGUGUCGAUGUGUGCCGCCGCCCGACCGGCCUCCCAAACCUAUUAGAUUAGAAUUGAAUUUGAAUAAAAAGCCUCCAAUGCCAACGCCUGUACAGACAUGUAAAUGCGUACACACUCCUGCCGUCGAGAGCAGAACAAAAAUAGGGCCAUAUGAGAACUAUGAUGUGCCCAAACUUGCUUCCACAGAGGUCGAAACCGAAUAUUACGAUACGCCAAAAAGAUUAAGGGAGUGUUUGGAUAAUGAGCUAUUCAAAGUAACAAAAAGUUCUACAUCCAAUACUGUUAUAUUAAAAAAGCCAUGUGGAUGUCUAUUAAAAUUCGGUAAGAGGCCGAAAGAACCACAAGUUAUAGACACAGAAGAAAAUUUCCAGCCCGCAAACUGUGCGUGUCAAAAAGUGACCAACUGGGCACACAACUGGAUAAAACUUCCGUACUGUAGGAAAACAACUACUACGUCGACAGAUAAUCUAGUUCCAAAUAAAGAAAACUUGAUGCCGAACUUAAGCGACAGAAACCGAAGUGCAUUAUAUGCCACUAUAGACGUCUCUCGUAAAACGAGAAAAAAGUUGCGGCCGAGCAUCUCUCACGACGAGUUUAUGUUAGAAUCCCACAGCUUAGAUCCUCACAAAGUAGAGGUCGACGAGGGCCCGUUAGCAAAUUAUGAAAAUCUUAAUUUCGCGUUGUCUUUAGAACAUUACGAGAAUGCGAAGGAUCUUUUGCGAAGAGCCGGAGUGACACAAACUGAGUUGCAUGCAAUCGCAGCUAAUUUAAAUCCACUUUCUUAUUCAUUAGUAAACGGCAAGCACAUAUGCACAAAGUGCGGACAUCUACAACCUAAAGAUGAUGGCGCUAGUGCUGUAGGUUGUGAAAUAAAGCAGAGUAGUUCAAAUGAUGAUUAUUUAAUGAUGGAACCUAAUUCCAUAGAAAGUAAUAAAAUGGAACUCAAUAAAUCGUUACCUGCUGGAUACACGCCUAUGUCUCCGAUAGCUGGAUUCGCUUUUCACACCAUGAAACAUGCAUCAAAGAAUCCUAUAAGCAGGCUAUUAGAAGAAAAAUCAGCAAGUAACCCAACCCUUAGUGGAUCAGAUGAAGUUCGACCCUCAAUCGUGGGCAGUUCAAAUGCUAUAGAUAAUCAUGUUCUCACAAGGGAUCGUGCAGAGAGAAUAGAGUACAGAAAACGCUCAAGUUCAGCGGAUUCGUCACGAUUCCUAGAUGAUGUGAAAGAGUUUGAUGGUAGCGUUGGGAGUCAUGGAUCAACAUCAUCGAUUGAGACUUUACGAAAUAUGGCUAUGGAUGGCGAAAGCACGUCUACACCUUGCGAUUGUGCAGUCGAUAAUAAGCAUUCUGACGCAGAUAGUUCCGAAGCAUCCAAAGGUCGGGGACGCGGUGCUACUCCAGCGAAGCGGUCAUCAUCAGUACCCGGGAAAGCUGCUGGAAAUCGUGACUCGUCAAGUUCUAAUGACUCUGGGGUAUCGAGUUGCUCGCUGAGGCCGGGGGCUGAGUUGGCUGAGUUCGAGCUGCCGCUCACCACGGCAGCAACGCACCGGCAGUACCGCACCGCCCGCCGCGCCUGCUGCCUCCACACGACGCUCCCGAGACGCUCCAAGUCCACGGACCCGUUGCGAGAGUUUACAACAUUGCAGCGAGUCCGAGUUCCAGCAAAGUCUUCUUCUGCUGAAGCUGAAGUACCAAUACUAACUGUUAAACCUUUAAGAGGGGUAGUGGACACACACAGCACAUCAAGCGGGACAUCUGACAUGUCAGACUACAUCGAGACGCUGUCUAUCUGCUCGUCACACUCCUCCACUGACACGCCAAUCACAAUGCGGGUGGUGCGACAAACGACAAGCACGCUAAGGCCGCGAUCAGGCAAGGAGUACCAGAACAUGGACGCCAGACUCACCGCAGUUUUCCGAACUCACCCAGUCUGCGAACAUCUCUAUACCAACCUGCCGUAGACAGGCCCUCGCCAACGUCGGAUGUACGCGACAUUUCUACGACGAUCAGAUUCCGACACUGUCUCCCGCACUAUCAUUUUUACUGAAGAUCUGGUCAAUAUGUGCUUUUAUGAAA